CGAAGAUGGAAGUGAAACAAUCCCAUCAGAAGUCAUCAGACUCUAACCCGAGAUUUGAGACCCAAGACGAAAGAGCUUCAACUCUAUCUCUCGCUGAAAAUUGAACCUACGAAUCGCGUCCGACGCCGACGAGACCCACCAGCUGGGUUCUCAGUUAAAGCAGUAAACCAUGAAUCCUUACGAAUACGACUUCUCUUUGAUUGAUUAUGGCUUUUCCGAUCCCACAAUCCUCGAUUCUAUAUCUCUAUAUCGACCUUCGAGGAUGAUCACAUCAGAUUCAAGAACAGAAACGAUCGGUGCUGAUCAUAAACCACCACGACCACCAAUUCCAGAGAAGAUAAGAAGCCCUCCCAGGCAUCGCCACGAUGGCACUUCUCCUCUUCCAUUGGGAAUGGAUUGGAGUCAUCCCCCUCGCAAAUGGGAUGGACGGGGCUCUGUCUGGCCACAUGAUUUUCAUACAGGAUGGAGUUACUGUGUCACAAUUCCUUCUUGGGUUAUUACACCAAAAUCCAGAGAUUCAGUUCCUGUGGUGUUCUACAGGGUUCAAAUUGGGAUUCAAUCGCCAGAAGGAGUGACCAGUACCCGAGGAAUACUACGAAGAUUUAAUGAUUUCUUGAAGCUAUCUUCUGAUUGUAUUUUAAAGAAAAAUAUGAGGAAGUUAGUUAUUAUGUGCCCAGAAAAUAGUUUUAGAUUGUCCUUAAAUUGCUUAGUUUCAUCGCAGCGCAGGUGUUUUUUGGAGGAUUGGAUGGAGAAACUACUCUCAGACAUUGAUUUGUCAAGAAGUGCUCCUGUAGCAACUUUUCUUGAGCUAGAAGCUGCUGCCAGGUCGUCAUUCUAUGAUAUGGAUUCAAAUCAGAGCGUUUCAGAUAUAAAUUUGCCAGGAAGUAGUGUUGUCCUGUCAUAUGAAGUUUUACCAAGCUCAGAUGUUUCUUUGGUUGCUGGGACUUCAUCAUUUGCAGCAGAUUAUGGCAAUGAUUCUGCUUAUGAGACAUCUGAGCUUGGAACGCCAAGACAUGGGAGGGAUACUUAUUCUGAAAUUGGCAAUGAGAAUACAACAUCUGACCAAGAGUUAGUCAGUCCAAUAGAUGUUAAGGAUAGCUUGUCUGAAAGCGCCAUUGGUCGACUUAUGGAGGGGUUUAUACGGAGAAAUCAAGACAGUAUUUUCCAACAUAAGAUACACUCCAGAAGUGUUGACAGUGGUAUAAACAGGUAUAAAGUUGAUAAGACUACUUCUAAAGCUGAACUUCGCCAUGAGGAUGAAACGAAGACUUUUUCUGAAACAGAGAUUCCCAAAUUGGGCAGCCAUUUUAGGAGAUUGUCAAUGGAAAGUCUUGGAAGUGACAUAAGUUCUGUAAGAGCUAGUGAAAUUUCAAACUUGGGGGUGGCAGAUUCACUUGGCGAUGACUCAUUUGAGCGUCCCGAAGGUUAUGAUUAUUCAAAAGCCAUGGAUAUACCUGCCACCUCAGGUUUACAGUUUUCAAGUGAUUUAGUAAUUGCUCUUCCAUCAGAUGAGCAUCGUAAAAUUAAUAGGCUUCUUAUCACUAUGCAACGGAGGCUAGCUACGGGAAAAACGGAUAUGGAAGAUCUUAUAGCAAGAUUAAAUCAAGAGCUAGCUGUGAGACAAUAUCUCACAACAAAGGACAUAUGUACUCAGCUUAGAUUCACUGUGAUACUCCUGGAUGGGAAAUGCUCGUCUGAUACUUUGGCCUGA
Messenger RNA from Ilex paraguariensis (yerba mate), 1711 nucleotides. NCBI's taxonomy places the organism in Eukaryota, Viridiplantae, Streptophyta, Magnoliopsida, Aquifoliales, Aquifoliaceae. The record is from the annotation of a GenBank genome assembly.